AUGUCAAAUAGUGAAUUACCACCUUUGGGUAUUAGUUACAAUUCAUCGUUGCGUUCCAUACAUCAAAUUGAUUCUUUAUACGUAACGUCCAAACAUGCCGAGGGAGUAGAGAUUGCACGGAUGGAUAUUAAAACAUUUCAUGACUUAUGCGACAACAAAGGUCUAACCUUUGUAUUAGUUAAAGUGCUUUUCAUCGAAGUUAAUAACAUUUGCGGUAAUGUUGAUGAUGAUGUUAGUUAUGAUAGUAUUAAUAAUGAUUAUGUCAAUGAGAAUUGUAGUGAGAAUUGUAGUGAUAGUGUCCUUAGUAAUUUUACAAGUCAUUUUUCUACUAUUCGUUCUACUCAACAAUACCACGAAAAGAAGAUUUUACCUCCUAAUAUUGGUAGUACCUUUAUCAUGGAUGAUUAUGAGGUUUUCCAGGUAAUCAAUUCCAGAGAAGAGCAUUAUGUUAAGGAAAUGAGAGCAUUAGUUGAUUGA
Molecule: messenger RNA, 477 nt
Organism: Funneliformis geosporum
Lineage: Eukaryota; Fungi; Glomeromycota; Glomeromycetes; Glomerales; Glomeraceae
Source: the annotation of a GenBank genome assembly